Metschnikowia bicuspidata var. bicuspidata NRRL YB-4993 is the source of this 586-nucleotide messenger RNA. RefSeq lists its product as uncharacterized. Bases 175 to 492 code for a protein of 105 amino acids. NCBI's taxonomy places the organism in Eukaryota, Fungi, Ascomycota, Pichiomycetes, Serinales, Metschnikowiaceae. The transcript has a single exon. The record is from RefSeq and is a predicted model, not a curated record.
GAGAGCCACUGAACAGCCGGCCAGUGUCCGCACUGGGAGAUAUCUUAGCAGGUGCACUUUCUUACUUUGUGCCAUCAUCAGUGCGACAGUGUCUGGAGGGAUCUCUAUUGGGAGGGGUUUUGUGACAUGUGCUUCAAGCUGGGGGAAUAGGGGCGCCAUGCGCCCACAAGAUCAAUGCACGAAAAGCGUGCCAUAUGCAGUCACGGUCCUUUGUGUGUGAGGCGGUUUCUGCAGACAAGGCCCAGGGGCGGCGUGGCUCCGUGUGUGGACGCUAUCCUAGUGACUGGUUCUUUUUGUACGGCCCGACGCAAGCACUGCUGGCUAUCUGAAGAAAGUGCAGCGAGACCGGGAUGUCGGGUCUUUGGAGCGUCCGCAUUCUGCAGUGCUGCAGCCAAUUCGUCGGGGCCGGAGCGAAACUUCGCGCCCGCGGGUUUUGUCUUGCCGGGCUUUGGAGCACUCGGAGCAGGCGUUCCUAUGUGCCGUACGGCCUAGUUGGGUGCUAAUAUCCCGAGCCAUUAUCAAUAUUCCAUAAGGCUCAACCCGCCAGCCAAUUCUUGAAGCCGCCCCGAUUCCGUGGCAGCUCUUG